Drosophila hydei is the source of this 1450-nucleotide messenger RNA. It is a transcript of the gene Ndfip, whose product is annotated as NEDD4 family-interacting protein 1-like. The record is from RefSeq and is a predicted model, not a curated record. Gene Ontology annotation, molecular function: WW domain binding. The transcript has 2 exons. NCBI's taxonomy places the organism in Eukaryota, Metazoa, Arthropoda, Insecta, Diptera, Drosophilidae. Bases 82 to 873 code for a protein of 263 amino acids. Gene Ontology annotation, biological process: positive regulation of protein ubiquitination; ubiquitin-dependent protein catabolic process; vacuolar transport. Gene Ontology annotation, cellular component: endoplasmic reticulum; perinuclear region of cytoplasm; Golgi apparatus.
GGCAAAUCAAUAAAUACAUUCGUUGAGAGCGAACGCGCUGCGCAAAAGUGAAAAUCUAUUCAACGAACGCAUAAAAAAGUUAUGCCGCACAAUAAUCAGCAGCCCUCCGCACCUGGCGACGAUCCUUUGGGUCCGCCGAAGGCAGAUUUUAGCGCACCGCCGCCAUACGAGCCGGACGCACAGGGUCAUGGCGGACAGCAGCCAUUGGCGCCGCAGUUGCCGACGCUGGCGCUGACCACACAUGUUGGGAACGAUGCGGAUCAGUCGCAGAGCUGUGAGGUGGCGCUGCCGCAGGAGCUGCAUGGCAAGCUGCCCACAUACGAGGAGGUGCAAAUGGAGAAGUCAUUGAAUGGAGAGCUGCCGCCCGCAUUUCUGACCUUGCCAACGACCCAACAGUUGCCGCCGCCGCCAAAUCCGUUGCUGCCGCUGCCACCAAAUCCGCUGCGCGAUGGCCCCGGUGCCGUGCGCUCCAAUCAUCCGGCGCUGACGUUCAUUGCCAUCGAUGCGGGCGAUCCAGAGAAUAGCUUAUCGACCACAGACAAUUUACUGGGCACGGACAUUAUGUUUAUUACGGCGUUUAUGGUGGCAUUUCUAUUCAACUGGAUUGGCUUUCUGAUGCUCACCUGUUUCUGUCACACAAUUGCGGCCAGGUAUGGCGCCCUGUCUGGCUUCGGCUUGUCGUUGGCCAAGUGGACGUUGAUUGUGAAGCACUCGACGGACUUGGCAUCGCAUGAGAACUCUUGGCUCUGGUGGCUAAUCUGCGCCUUUGGGUUCCUGAUUGCCAUACGUGCAUUCAUACAGUAUGUGAGCAUUAAACGCUCCUGGCGCCUGCUCUCCGCAUCGGCCCAGGAGCGUUUGCUCUUCUUCUACUAGGUGCGGGCGCCGUCGCCGACGGCGGGUUAUGUAAAUACAUUAGAAGUGCGAGUCAUUUGAAAACGAUGAACAUAAGCAAAUAUCCUUUACGUUCGAUCCCAAAAACACACAAACAGAAACAGAAAGUGAAAGAGAAACAAAACAAAGAAAGAAAUGAAAUCAAAUGCGAACUUACUAUUGGUUAGUGUUCUCUGUAGUUACUAUGUUAAAUAGCGCAAGUUAAUCCAUAAAUCCGUUAAAGCUAGCAUCUAAUAUUGUCGGCAUGUCAAUGAGACAGGCGCACAGAGUAGUGAGAGUCGAGAUGUGGAUUCCAUUUGGAGCCCGUUUCGCUGCACCUUUUGCCCAUCUAAUUGAUGUAUGUUCUUGUAUAUGUAAACUGUGUAUAGAUGUCUCACUGUAGUAUCUUCUAUUUUUAGUAGUCGAAAGAAAGACACCACACACCACACGUAGCAAAAUGUAUGCCACCAUAUUUUAUGUUGAGUCUAUUAUAUGCUGUGGUACUUAAACAGCUACAACACAAAAGCCAGCAGUAAUUUUUCUAGAUAAAUGCAAAGAAAACUAUUAUAAUUACGAUUAU